AUGACCGAUUUACAAUUUACUGUUCGUGAAACAAUCUAUCGUCAACAUGGACGAAUUGUGGAAAUUGAUUAUCAAUAUGAUGAAAUAAAAACAGAACAAGUUGAAGAAAAUAUGCAAGUUAGACAAGAAAAACUUGAAAAACAUUAUCAAGCAACAAUUAAACGUGAUGAAUAUGAACGUAUUGCAAAUACAUGUCAACGUGAUGUUUUAUCAUUUGAUAAAUUUAUUCAAAUUAUACAACCAUUUAUGAUGGGUACAUAUACAACUGAUGAAAUUCUUGAAGCAUUUCGUUUACUUGAUAAAAAUUAUUCUAAAACAAUUGAUUUAGAUGAAUUAUCUGCUUUUAUACCUGUUAUACAUCCAAAUAUGACUAAAGAAACUGUAUUAAGUUAUAUUAUGAAAGUAACACAAUAUGGGAAACAAGAAAUAAAUUUUAAUGAAUUUAUUCAAAUGGUUUUACAAGGUGUUGGACGAGAUAUUGUUUGUGGUCAUGUUUAA
Molecule: messenger RNA, 498 nt
Organism: Rotaria sp. Silwood1
Lineage: Eukaryota; Metazoa; Rotifera; Eurotatoria; Philodinida; Philodinidae
Source: the annotation of a GenBank genome assembly